Messenger RNA from Symbiodinium sp. CCMP2592, 606 nucleotides. Lineage: Eukaryota; Dinophyceae; Suessiales; Symbiodiniaceae. The record is from the annotation of a GenBank genome assembly.
AUGGCUGUUGCACAGCCUGCGCCGCGCGUAACGCGUUGGAGCUCGCGGCAGCCCGAGCUCUCCCAAAGAGAAGGGAGGGCGGGCUAUUUGGACACGCCUGCCCUCGACGACUUGCCUCCUCAUGAGGAGAGUUUGCCCAAGAGCACCGCAGACUGUUGGAAUCGGCUCCGUGACAAGGACAGAGUCGAAGCAGAGCUGGGUUUGUACGAGACUGGUGGUGAGGAGGAGCUUUUUGAUGCCUCCGCGCCAAGCAGGCUCAUAGCUCGCGGCUAUCGGCGCAUCGUCUUCGGAGAUCAUGGCCCGUAUGUGGAGUUUGAGGCCUCGCAAAUCGUCUGGGAGAAUCUGCCCGAGGUGAUAUUGAAACCCUCGCACGCCUACUACGACGAGUAUUGGGCCCAGGGCGGCUUCGUGAAGCUGUACAAGCAGAAGCGAUCUGUGCAACACAAGCGGAAUCCGCCCACCGGAGGGGUUCGCCAUGACCGAGAGGGUGGCUAUGCCGACUACAAGGUGGGCAUGUGCUACAUCUCCCCCAGUCAGCUGACCGCCGCGACUCGGGGUGCCCGGGCUAGCGCCGACGAUGCGCGCAGCCGACGAUGGAAGAAGUGA